Messenger RNA from Diceros bicornis minor, 2218 nucleotides. Its product is annotated as insulin receptor substrate 1-like. Gene Ontology annotation, cellular component: cytosol; plasma membrane. Gene Ontology annotation, biological process: insulin receptor signaling pathway. The record is from RefSeq and is a predicted model, not a curated record. Gene Ontology annotation, molecular function: insulin receptor binding; phosphatidylinositol 3-kinase binding. The transcript has 3 exons. NCBI's taxonomy places the organism in Eukaryota, Metazoa, Chordata, Mammalia, Perissodactyla, Rhinocerotidae. The coding region runs from base 273 to 1889 and encodes 538 amino acids.
CGACAGGAGGCGCACGGAGCCGGCCGGGGUCGAGCCUCGGAGGCCGUUGGAGCCCCGCGUGUCGCAGGCCACCGAGCAGCCACUGGGACACACGCUGCACGCAGCGAGGGGACACUGCAAACCCCCUGCCCCAAACUUCAAGUCGGAAGCAGGGGAGAGACGCCUGUCAGGACGCCCCCGUCCCCGGGGACCACCACCUCUACCCCACGUCUGCGGGCGUUUUCCAGCCGUCUCUGCCCCUUCUCCGGCCACUUUAUUGCCUUUGACCGGGGAUGAAGCCUGGAGGCGGUGACCCCAUGGCGACCCCGGAGUCCGAGUCAGCCGACGUGACCCUGGGUCCGCCGCCGCCCUGGGCCUGCCCGGCUGACGUGCGUCUCUGCGGCCACCUGCGGAAGCAGAAGUCCCAGCGCCGCCGCUUCUUCGUGCUCCGCGCGGACCCGCCGCGCCUCGAGUGCUACGAGAGCGAGAAGAAGUUCCGCGCCGGCCGAGCGCCGCCCAAGCUCAGCGUGAAUCUGGCGGGCGCGUGCACCAUCAGCAAGCGCGUGGACGCGCGCCAGCGCCACCUGAUCGUCCUCUACACGCGCGACCGCAGCCUGGGCGUGGCGGCGGCCAGCGAGGCGGAGCAGCAGGCGUGGUACAGCGCCCUGCUCCAGGCGCGCGCUGCCGCCGGUGAGGCCAGAGCCCUGGAUCCCAGCUCCCAAGAGGACCCCGGGACCUGGAUCCUCGCUCCGUUUCAGGACAUCUGGCCCGUGACGCUGCGGCCCAAGGGGUUGGGGCGGACACGAGGCCUGGGCAGCGGGGGCUACUGCCUGUGCCUGGGUUCUGGGGUACUGAGCCUGCUGCGGAAGCCCAGGGGCAGAGGCUCCGAGGACACCCAGGCAUGGCCGCCGCCGCCGGCCCUGCGCCUGUCCCUGCUCAGCGUGCGCCGCUGCGGCCACGCAGACUCUUUCUUCUUCCUGGAGCUUGGCCGCUCGGCGCCCACGGGUCCCGGGGAGCUGUGGCUACAGGCGCCCGACGGUGUUGUGGCCCAAAGCAUUCACGAGACAGUCCUGGCCGCCAUGAAGCGACUCGGGGACGGUGGUGCCGGUGGUAGGGCUGAGCCACUGCCAAGGGAUCCCCCGACGAGCGCCUCCAGGCCCUCUGUCCCCCAACCUUACGAGACCCCGGCCUCCGCGGCCCAAUCAAUCAGCCUGAGCCGUCCGGGGUGCCUGGGUGAGAGGAGCGAGCAAGCAACCCUCAACACCCUGGUGACGCUGGGGGCAGCAGCCUCGUACCCCGAGGGGUGGGAGCGAAGAGGGGGCUACAUAACCAUGGGAGCCGGGAGUGACUACGAGCCCAUGGGGGGCGGCGAAGCAGGCGGCUACAUGGUGAUGGCGCCCCCAGGCCUGCCGGCCGCCGCCAACACCACUCCCCGCCAGUCACUCCAGGAUUGGGGGGCCACUGAAUACGUGCCCAUGAGCCGCUUUGCACCAGGGCCCUUUUCCUCGAGCUCCUUGCCCCGUUCCUACAAGUCCGGAACGGGAGAGCCUGGACCCGAGCUCCAAGUCCCCUGUCUCCGCGUCGGGGAUGGCUGGGGACCAGCGGGGGCUCAUCCCUGCUUGCAGGCGCCUUCUGAGCUAGCCGGGGAGUACGUGUGCAUCCAGUACGCGGCCCCGGGCUACGUAGGAAUGGGCACUGCCAUACCGGAGCCCCUCGACGGCCGCCUCAACUACGUCGACCUGGACUUGGUCCAUCCUCUGCAGGCGCGAGGCGAGGCCCCCGGGGCCAGCACGCACCGCCAGCACAGCUACGCAAGCAUCGAGUUCCAGAACCUCGGGGAGGCUCGGAGUUCCUGCAGCAUCACUCCAGAAUCUCAGGUCAGCCUUGGCCCCCCACCCUGCCUCCGAUGACGACUCUCACAUGGAUCUGCCCCUUGCCGGCACACACCUGCAGUGCCAGCCUUGUGUCUCCUCCCAGGCAAAGAACUAACCUCCAGCCCAAGAGGGAUGAAAGCACCAGGUAUCUUACCGCUAGUGCCCCCCCAAAAGUGAGGUGCCACCCCCUUACUCCCUAGCUUGCCUCUCCCAGUGCCAGCCACGUGCUCACACAACCCUCCCUUCUCCCAGGCCCAGCAGAGCUCAUGGAAUACCCACUUCCCAUAUACUUAGUCUGAGGGACUGUACUCUGGACAUCUCCCCCACCCCCACCCCUACCCCACGAUUAAAGGUUCCCUGCUUGG